GUAAGGUUAACUUCGUACAGCUGGCAACUGAGCGAUCCGUUCUCCUACAGAAAAUUACACCCAGCAUCUAUCAGGAUACGUGCAAAAUGUCCGUCGGGAUAAAAUACAUUCCUGGGAUUCUACGGAUAAGAAAAAUGCAGCGAUGAAACAGCGGAGGAGGAGGCCGUGGUCAUAAAAAAAACACAAAAAAAAAAAAAAUAUUGUCAAAAAUAUGAGCGAUGAUUGUUGCCUUAGGUACGGAUAGGUGUGAACCUCCACAACAUGAGGCGCAUGUAAAAAGACAUGGAGAGGCGUGUCUCCAAGCGUAGUGUACCAAAUACUUUAGCUCUUCUAACGCUAACGUGCUCUCUCCUACUGUCCUACAGCUGGUACAUCUAUUUUUGCUGUAACGCACCUUUAGAAUCUUCCAAGCCUCCUCAAGAUCCUUCGAAGCAUCGCAAGAUGCCGACCAAACACGCCGAUUAUGUUAUCCGUAGUUGGCUUCCGAGAAGAAUUAAAGAAAGGAUCGAAGCAAACAGCUUAGAAGAAAAUGAUAGGAAGGUUAUUAACAGAACUUAUUCGGCAUCCGGUUAUCCUUUAAGGAAACUUCCUCAAGCUUUAAUUAUUGGUGUUAAGAAGUGCGGUACUCGAGCCCUUUUGGAAUUCUUACGUUUGCAUCCUGACGUAAGAGCGCCCGGUCCUGAAAUUCAUUUCUUUGAUAGGUAUUAUCGCCGUGGGAUGGAAUGGUACAGGUAA
This is a messenger RNA of Centruroides sculpturatus (bark scorpion), 735 nucleotides long. RefSeq names its product heparan sulfate glucosamine 3-O-sulfotransferase 4-like. The record is from RefSeq and is a predicted model, not a curated record. Lineage: Eukaryota; Metazoa; Arthropoda; Arachnida; Scorpiones; Buthidae. The transcript has a single exon. The coding region runs from base 283 to 735 and encodes 150 amino acids. Gene Ontology annotation, molecular function: [heparan sulfate]-glucosamine 3-sulfotransferase activity.